Messenger RNA from Drosophila eugracilis, 1077 nucleotides. RefSeq names its product atrial natriuretic peptide receptor 3. The transcript is spliced from 3 exons. Gene Ontology annotation, molecular function: signaling receptor activity; peptide hormone binding. NCBI's taxonomy places the organism in Eukaryota, Metazoa, Arthropoda, Insecta, Diptera, Drosophilidae. The record is from RefSeq and is a predicted model, not a curated record. The coding region runs from base 42 to 986 and encodes 314 amino acids.
ACCACAAUCACAGAAUAUUCUUCGAACAGAGAGCUGCGACUAUGCAAAUUUGUGAAACCAAUUCACGGAGACAAAUUGGUAAACAAAAUGACGCUGAACGCGUGUCUGGCGAAACAUCCGAUUUGAUUCAGAAAGUUCUCCUUCUGAGAGCAAUGGGAAACAGUAUCCCAAUUAAUAGAUCUGUUUGCCAGCUCCAAAUGCUACUUCUGUUCAUCAUACUUGGCCUGUUUCUUGGCCCAAAGGAUUGCCUGGCCAAUUGCCGUGAUGAGCCAGCCAGGGAAUGUGAGGCAAUUUGCGAUGCUAGUGGCAGGAACUGCUCUAUACGGGCUUUGGUCCUGCUGCCCGAUGACAACAUGUAUCAGGCUUCGUUGCCCCGGGUCCUGCCUAUCCUUAAAGUGGCCGAGCAGCAAAUCCGGGCUAAGGCUUUGAUACCACCACACAUCGAUUUUGAGUGGCUGGCCCAUGACACCAAGUGCGAUGCAUCAUUGGGUGUCAUCAAGGCCAUGGACGGCAUUAUUAAACAGUGCGCCCAAGUGAUCUUUGGACCUGUUUGCGAUUACUCAUUAGCCGCUGUCAGCCGUAUAACCAAGUACUUUAAUAGCCAGGGAACCCCUCUAAUCUCGGUCGGUGGAUCCACCUAUGACUUUGAGCAGAAGAAAACGGAUUGUAACGACGAGUUCUACAUGCUCCUGCGAACGGGAAUGCUCAGUUUCGAGACCAUUUCCGAGCUGACAAUCAACGUUAUGAAGCGACACAAUUGGUCGCAUUCCAUCUUCUACUACGAACGAGAUGGCCAGCGAAGUGUGGCUGGAAUGCACACCUGCUUCCUGAUGAUGAAAUCCUUGGGAAAACAAAUGCGUAAUGAGAACAUGACAUUCGCCCAGUUUCCACUCGAGCCCAACUUGACAAAUCGCACGGAGGAAAUGCGCCGAGAAAUUGGCAAUAAACAUGCAAGUAAGUUUCUUAACAGGAGGUUUCCCUGUUAACUUUAAGUAACAUAGCUGUUAACAGAGUAGUUUCACCAACGAUUUAGUUGGGACUACAACAGCCAAGUAAGGGCAUUGCACGAUUGAAACU